AUGUCUAAUGCACGUAUGCGUUUAUCGGUACCAGACGACGAAAUAGUCAAUCUAAACGUUGGUGGAACGUUGUACAGCACGACCAGAUCGACUCUGACGAGAUAUCCAGACACGAUGCUUGGUGCGAUGUUCAGCGGUCGAAUGCCGAGUCUGAAAGACGCUCAAGGAAACUAUUUUAUCGAUCGUAAUGGCGAUAUGUUCAAAUACAUCCUGGAAUUUCUACGCAAUGGGUCGCUACCAGAAGAUUGCAUAGAUUCAGCCGCCUUAUCCGUGGAAGCAGAUUUUUAUCAGAUGGUAGAACUGUCGGAAUAUCUGUCGGGACUGGCGACACCAGGGCACCCAGUGACCGAAGAAUUUUUUGUAGUGAAGUCUACAAGUUUUUUUCCUGCUAAUGAAACAGAACUAAUGUCAGGGCAAAGUAUUAUUUAUGCAUCCGUUGAUGUAUUGAAAUCCCUGCCUUCUAUUAAACGUUUUUAUGAUAAACAUGAAGAUGUACGACAACGUUUGGCGAAAAAGUGGCAGGAACAAGAAGCACGCCGGAGUUCGGGUUUACACUAUUAUGUUGGGGCUGAGAUACCAAAACCAAAACCAUGGCAAAGUGAAGUAGAUGGGUUAGCGUGCGAACAUCGUUAUGACACGUCUAUUGUGCGUAUAAAUCAUCUUGAAGUUUUCAAAGAUCUGACUAGUAUUGGUUUUCGUCUCGUCAGUACCACGGUACACGGGUCAGCGGAAUACGAGGUGAACUAUUGGACAUUUAGCCGCGUGGUGCAAAAUUUAAGUUCACCGUGA
Molecule: messenger RNA, 789 nt
Organism: Saccoglossus kowalevskii
Lineage: Eukaryota; Metazoa; Hemichordata; Enteropneusta; Harrimaniidae
Product: BTB/POZ domain-containing protein KCTD6-like
Source: RefSeq, a predicted model, not a curated record